AUGGGAACCGCGUGGGCCCAUGCCGCUUUGUACCCUUGGGAACAUGGUUACUAUGUUGGCGGUAUAGAGACCGUCAAAGUCGACCUUAUGCUCCGAGUCUUCUCGAACAAAUGGCAUGUCUACGCCGGUCUCGCGAUCCUGAACCCUUUCGCCUGCGUCCAGAUUGGGCAGUUCGCGCAGAGCGUGACAGACAUCUUCAAGCUCGUGCUCGCUGCGGAUAAGGAGGGCCCACGUACACGCAUGUACGACGCCAGACAGCGGGUCUUCGGCGAUAUCGAUGCGUACAAGCAAGCGACAUCUCCCUCGCAGUUCGACAGCCGCGAUGGAACGCCUUCAGGUUACUACAGUCCUGAGCGUACCCCAGUCAACUCGCAUCUAUCGCUGCUAGCCGUGGUUGACUCUUGGGCGCACCUGAACAUUCAGCCGACAGUCCACCUCGAACUCGCCGCUACACCCAUCUUCCGUAUGUGGUUUGGCGUCGCCGGGUACCUCUUUCUCUUCAAGGAGCGCCUGGGCAACUUGAUACACGCCGCUCUCCAUGAUACGUCGCAUCGGUACGAUGACGUUGAGUUCGUCGUGGCUUCGCGUGGAUGGAGUCAAUGCGUCCUAUCUGGGAGCUUCGAUCUCUACAGGAAGGGGUUUGAGGAAACGGCCGACUUCUUCAAACCUCGCUUCGAGGAAGCGAAUAAGGUCGGUCCGAAAUGUUGA
Molecule: messenger RNA, 708 nt
Organism: Peniophora sp. CBMAI 1063
Lineage: Eukaryota; Fungi; Basidiomycota; Agaricomycetes; Russulales; Peniophoraceae
Source: the annotation of a GenBank genome assembly